UAAGAAGCAAGUGACUGAGUGGAGCAAACUUCAUUUCUUUGCUGGUUGUAGUAACGUAAUAACAAUGUCCUUCAGAUGGGGUUUGACUAUUCUUUCUUUCCUGAGUCUUUGUGAGGUGCUGCAGACUUCAGUCGGUAUCAGUCGAAAAUUGACCAAGUCAACUGUUAAGCCUGGAUUCCCUACCCCUGUGAAGACCAAUGAUCCAGGAGUUCAGAGAGCUGCUAGGUCUGGGAUUUACAAAUACAACAACUGCUCAAAUGACAUCUUCCUUUUCAAAGAAUCUCAUAUAAACAAAGCAACAGUGCAGGUUGUGAAGGGGCUGAAGUAUAAACUUGAUGUUGAUAUCAGCCGGACAGUAUGCAUGAAAAGAAAACACCCCGACUUGGACAAAUGUGAUUUCCAGAGGAACAAAACACUGAGACAAACAUUCAGAUGCACCUUUGAAGUUUGGCUUAUCCCCUGGUUGGGGAAAGUUCAAGUACCUGUCUCCCUCUGUCAGUGACUUCUCUCCCAUGAAAGCUAUGACCCCUGCUUGGAAUGUUUCGGCCAAAGGAGGCAUUAUGGGCAUCUUCUUUGAUGUCAUUUUGGUGUCAGGUGAAGACCUUAUGUUCCCACCCCUUUCAAAUACAGUAUUGCAAUUUGCUUACAACUGCUACUGAUUGCUUUUUCUGCUUGUUCUUGUAUGUUGUAAACAUUGCUUGCUUUUUAAAACAGAUUUCAUUCUGUUUUUGUACUUCUUAAACAUUUUGUGAGCUGCCAUAAAUCCAUGUGUGUUCAAGGUCAGGAUACACAUAUAAAUACAUAAAUUACAUAGCCAUUUGUUCUUGUGUUAGUUGUUCUGUGUCAAACUGACAAUAAAGAAGUGGAUUUUGCAGACAA
Hemicordylus capensis (graceful crag lizard) is the source of this 879-nucleotide messenger RNA. RefSeq names its product cystatin F (gene CST7). The coding region runs from base 65 to 502 and encodes 145 amino acids. Gene Ontology annotation, cellular component: endoplasmic reticulum; Golgi apparatus; lysosome. Gene Ontology annotation, molecular function: cysteine-type endopeptidase inhibitor activity. The transcript has 4 exons. The record is from RefSeq and is a predicted model, not a curated record. Lineage: Eukaryota; Metazoa; Chordata; Lepidosauria; Squamata; Cordylidae. Gene Ontology annotation, biological process: immune response; negative regulation of microglial cell activation; positive regulation of myelination.